Messenger RNA from Erigeron canadensis, 2183 nucleotides. RefSeq names its product probable serine/threonine-protein kinase PBL26. Lineage: Eukaryota; Viridiplantae; Streptophyta; Magnoliopsida; Asterales; Asteraceae. Gene Ontology annotation, biological process: protein phosphorylation. The transcript is spliced from 5 exons. The record is from RefSeq and is a predicted model, not a curated record. Gene Ontology annotation, molecular function: ATP binding; protein kinase activity. Bases 16 to 2148 code for a protein of 710 amino acids.
CAUAUAGCAAAAAGAAUGAAUUGUUUGCCAUGCCUUAGAAAGAAUUCAGAAGAAAAUAAAUCAGAUGAAAAGAAGGAUGAUAAGAAGGAAGAAGAGGAAGAGGAGUUGCCACAGGAUGUACCUGUGGCACAACCUAAAGAAGAUCCCCUUUCGAAACAACCUUCUGUAAAAAAUGCCGCUUCACUUAAAAAUGUUAAGUCAGUGAAAAAUGUCAAAUCAGUGAAAACUGCUGAUUCAAAGAAAAAAGAUAAAGAUAGUGACAAUGAAGGUGAUGGUGGUAGUGACGCAGCUGCUCCUGCUUCUGUUCCUGUUGCAGUUUCCAAUGCCGCUACCGCUACAACAACUACUACUACUGCAGUAGAUGAACCUCCAACAGGCUCAUCCCGUACAUUCAAAUUCCGUGAUUUGGCCUCAGCCACCAAAAAUUUCAAGCGAGAAUGUUUAUUAGGUGAAAGUGGUUUUGGAAGGGUUUAUAAAGGAACUCUAGACGACGGCAAGGUUGUGGCUGUGAAAAAACUAGACAAAAUUGGAACAAAAGCAAAUAAGGAGUUCAUAGAAGAAGUGAUGAAAUUGAGUGAUCUUCAUCAUCCAAAUCUUGUUGAACUUAUCGGAUAUUGUGCUGAUGGUGAUCAAAGACUCUUGGUAUACGAACAUAUGCCGAUGGGUUCAGUUAAAGAUCAUUUACAUGAUCUUCCUUCGGGCAAGAAACCAUUAGACUGGAUCACAAGGAUGAAAGCUGCAGCAGGAGCUGCACAAGCUAUGGAGUACUUACAUGAGAAGGUUAAACCACCAAUUCUAUGUCGCAAUGUGAAGUCAACAAAUAUUUUGUUGGACGAAAACUUUGAACCGAAGGUCACAGAUUACGGGCUUGUCAACCUAGAAAGUUCUUCUGGUAGUAGUGUGCAGCAAAGGGUGGUCGGAACUGUUGGUUGUGCUCCAGAAUAUGAGUAUACCGGUGAACUCACCCUCAAAUCUGACGUUUAUAGCUUUGGAGUUAUUCUUUUAGAACUUAUCACCGGUAGAAAAGCAAUGGAUACUUCCCGCCCCAAAAACGAGCAAAAUCUUGUGUCUUGGGCACAACCAUAUUUUAAAGAUCCAAAGAGAUUUCAAGAAUUAGCUGACCCUAUAUUCAAAGGAGUAAUUCCAGAAAAGAAUUUAAAUCAAGCGGUUGGGGUGGCAGCAAUGUGCCUACAAGAGGAGUCAGGUGUUCGUCCAUUGAUAUCCGACAUUGUAGGAGCUCUUAACUUCCUUACUAUAGCUCCACCCGAAGGACUUACGCCAUCACCAGCACCUGCUGAGCCAAUCAGUGGUCCACCUAAGCAAUACUCAUCAUUGUCAUCGUCAUCCUCAUCAUCAGACUCUGACUCUGACGGAGACCUAGGUAUAACGAUAGAGCCAUUUACCCUGCCUGGAAUGCCCGAGCCUAUGGAUGAUCCUGAGCAUAAGCCCGAGUCUGAGUCAGAGCCCGAGCCAGAACUGGAGGAUGAGUGGGAGCAGGAGCAUGAGUCGGAGUCAGAUCCAGAGACCGAUCCUGAACCUGAGCCUGAACCAGAACCAGAACCAGAACCCGAGCCUGAGCCAGAACCUGAUUUUACAGACUCAGAUUUGAGUUCAGACUCAGACUCGGGUCCAGAACCAGUGUACAAGCCCGAACCAGUAGCUGAGCCACAAGUAUUAUCUAGUCAUGAUGUUCAACCUGAUUCAGACAGUGAUUCCAACAGUUCCUCAGGAAGCAUAUAUGAGGAAGAUGAUUACAGUGAAGAGGAAUUCUCAGAUGAAGAGAAACCGAGCACAUCAAUUCUCAUAAACUCUAAAUCAAAAGCAAGAAUGAGAGUGAAAUCAAGCAAAAAGAGGGUCAUGUUCAAAACUGAAGGAACCGACUCGAUUAAGCCUGUCAAGAAAAGCACUAAAAAAUCUAGUCCGGGAUAUAACAAGCCACCAUUACAUAGCAACACCAAAAACAUGCGUAAAUCUAAUUCAAGGGGAGAUGAUAACAGCGAUAUAGAGUUAACAGACGAAAGUGACGAUGAAAUUGGGCCUCAAAGAUUUAAAAGUACAAUUUCAAGGUUCAAUACAAAGUCAAGAACUUACAGUACAUACCAGGAUGAGAGUGCCCAUGAUUCAAGUUCGGAGAGCGAAGAAUACUGAAGUAAAAUUUGCAGCCUAUUUUUAUUCAAAGCUUU